This is a messenger RNA of Chelonoidis abingdonii (Abingdon island giant tortoise), 2458 nucleotides long. The record is from RefSeq and is a predicted model, not a curated record. NCBI's taxonomy places the organism in Eukaryota, Metazoa, Chordata, Testudines, Testudinidae.
UUCUUCGGUGGCGACUCGGCAGCAGGCGGGUGCGUGCGCGAGCGAGCACCGCGCGGGCGGGCGGCUGGGUCUCCAUGGUGAGCGUGGGGGGCGGCUGCCGCUGGCGGAGAGUCUGAGCCUCCCCUCCCCGCGGUGCCAUGUCGCGGGGGUGCUGCCCUCACCUGCUGUGGGACGUGCGGAAGCGGAGCCUGGGGCUGGAGGAGCCCGGUCUGCUGCGGAGACACUACCUAGGAAGAAGAGAAUUUAUCCAAAGAUUAAAACUUGAAGCAACACUGAAUGUGCAUGAUGGCUGUGUAAAUACAAUUUGCUGGAAUGAAACAGGAGAAUAUAUUUUGUCCGGCUCAGAUGACACCAACCUGGUAAUUAGCAAUCCCUACAGCAGAAAGGUUUUAACCACCAUUCGCUCAGGACACAGGGCAAAUAUUUUUAGUGCAAAAUUCUUACCAUGCACCAAUGACAAGCAGAUUGUGUCCUGUUCUGGAGAUGGAGUAAUUUUUUAUACUAAUGUUGAGCAAGAUGCUGAGACCAACAGACAAUGCCAAUUUACGUGCCACUAUGGAACUACCUAUGAGAUUAUGACAGUACCAAAUGAUCCCUAUACUUUUCUCUCAUGCGGUGAGGACGGAACUGUAAGGUGGUUUGAUACUCGCAUCAAAACAAGUUGCGCAAAACAAGAUUGUAAAGAUGAUAUUUUAAUAAACUGCCGACGUGCUGCCACCUCUGUAGCUAUCUGUCCUCCAAUACCAUAUUAUCUUGCUGUGGGCUGUUCUGAUAGCUCAGUAAGAAUAUAUGACCGGCGAAUGCUUGGCACAAGAGCAACAGGUAAUUAUGCUGGUCGGGGCACUACAGGAAUGGUUGCACGUUUUGUUCCUCCCCACCUCAAUAACAAAUCCUGCCGGGUAACAUCUCUAUGCUACAGUGAAGAUGGGCAGGAGAUCCUUGUUAGCUAUUCUUCAGAUUACAUAUACUUGUUUGACCCUAAGGAUGACACAGCACGAGAACUUAAAGUUCCUUCUGCAGAAGAGAGAAGAGAAGAGAAACAGCCAUGCAUGAUAACAGAAUAUUUCCCUGAAGACAGAAAUAUCAACAAGAAGGAUCAACAGACAUGUCAGGAACAUAUUGAUACAUCUCUUAAAAUACUUGAUCAGCACCAGGGGGAGCAAAGUCCUAACGUCUCACUGAUGCAGCGGAUGUCAGACAUGCUAUCAAGAUGGUUUGAAGAAGCUAGUGAAGUUGCGCAGAGCAACCGAGGACGAGGAAGAUCUCGGUCUAGAGGUGGAACCAGUCGACCAGAUGCUUCCAUUACUAGCAACAUACCACCAAGUGCUGAAUCAGAGACUGCAAUGGAAGUGGAUGGUCCUGAACAGCUUCCAUCCUCUUCAUCCUAUACAAUGUCAGCACAAGCUCCCUCAACAUCUUCCUCAGUAGAAACCCCCCCUUCCACAUCCUUACUAUCCUCACCUGACAAUGAACAAAGACCAUCUUUGGAGGCCUCUACUCAUCCUACACUCCAUCAGUCUGAAUUUUUGGCACCUGAGUUAGCUAUACUCCGUAGGGGCCUGCAGCGACUGAGGCUUAAGAAGGCUGAACAACAGAGACAGCGAGAGCUAGCUGAGGGUUCAGCACCACAGUCCUCCACCUCUGAUCAGUCUUCCCCUAAGGGCUCCUCACAGGACCCUCAGACUUCAGAUGCAGUUGAGUUUGGUGAUGGGAGCAUGGAAUUUUGGAGUCAUGACUCUUCAGGUAUUGUUCCUGGCACAAUAGAAGUUCUAGAUUCUCCUUCCUCUGUGGUUAACAAACAGCUCGGAUCCAUGUCACUUGAUGAGCAACAGGACAGUGAAAAGCAGAGUCCACGAGCAGGAACAGGUGAACCAGUUUUAAGUUUGCACUACAGUACAGAAGGAACUACUACAAGCACAAUAAAAUUGGACUUCACGGAUGAGUGGAGCAGCACAACUUCAAGUUCUAGAGGGAGUGGAAGUCACUGUAAACCUGAAGGCCAGGAAGAAGCUCUAAGAACACACAGCUCAGAACAGACAAUAGCAGAAAAUGAAGAAACAAGAGUCCGUAAAGAUUUGCCCGAGGAAGUUACAAGUGCUGAAGAGUUGAAAACUAUAGAUGAAGCUGUAGAGAGAACAGAAACAGCGAAUGUUUCUGAGCAUCCUGGAACCAGCACAGAAGGAGAAAGUGAUCCCAAUCUUGACAGCGUCUGUAGGAACCCAAAGGAAGGACCUUCAAGUGAAAAAAGCAAAGAACAAGAGAGUUCAAGUCAAAGUACAGAGUCUACUGCCAACCCAGUUAAUACAAACCAUGAACUUCAACCGCAGCCAGACUCUUCAGGGCUUGCAAGUCAUGAAGAAUCAUCCACCAGAAGUACUGCUUUCCAAGAAACUGAUGAUAGUGAUGAUGAUCCUGUCCUGAUACCUGGUGCAAGGUAUCGAGGAGGACCAGGACAUAG